This is a messenger RNA of Chaetomium fimeti, 2703 nucleotides long. RefSeq lists its product as uncharacterized. Gene Ontology annotation, biological process: transcription by RNA polymerase III. Gene Ontology annotation, cellular component: transcription factor TFIIIC complex. Gene Ontology annotation, molecular function: protein binding. NCBI's taxonomy places the organism in Eukaryota, Fungi, Ascomycota, Sordariomycetes, Sordariales, Chaetomiaceae. Bases 259 to 2439 code for a protein of 726 amino acids. The transcript is spliced from 2 exons. The record is from RefSeq and is a predicted model, not a curated record.
CAAACCAUCACAGCAUCCCACGUCACCUCACAGCCUAGGGGUGGAAAGGGUUAAUUAUUAAUUCUCAUUGGACUUACAAUUCUUCCUACAACUUUGGAUUACUAGAUUUAAGAUUCACAAUUCCUUCCAUCCGACUGCGACUGCUUCAGUGGGGCCAUCGCCAACCCUCACAAACAACCCUCGCAGAUCUCAACCAACCCUCGAUAUUCCGACGGUUCCCCUGACACGCGCAAUUGGCCCGUCGUCGAAUCCCCGACGAUGCGCCUCCGGAGCACUCGAGGCGUGAGAAAGCGCUAUGUCGAAGAACCCGCCGCUUUUGAUGAUGAAGAUGAGCCCAUUAUUGCGCCCGACGACCAGUCCAAGGAUGAUGACGACUUCGAUGAACAGUCAGAAGGACCACGAGCCGAGGACGACGACAGGGCGGACGACGGUGAUGCGACAAGUUGUGACGACGAUACCCCAGGCCAUGGGGGUAUUGCCGAGACGAAAACCGACCAAGGUCAACCCAAGAAGCAGCGCAACACUGGGGCCGGCAUGAUCCAAAGCCGCAAGGGCUUCCACGACAUCCCCCAUUACCCCCUGGAGACACGCAUCGUCACCCGCGUCUAUGCCGGGCCACUGCGACGCUAUGCCCGCUACAGCGCCCUCCGCGAUGCGAUGUACGGCCCAGAGUACGCGCGCAUCAAGGUUAUUUGGGACCUCGAGAUCCGUUGGGCAGACUUCCCGGUCCUGCCCCCGAGGCUGCCGCCCGAGGACCCGCAGGGCGUCCUGCCGAGCCCCUGGUUGCCAAGUGGCUACGAGCGCGGCCAGGAAAAGAGAGCAUUCCGUUGGUACGAGGAUGUCCGGGCUAACGUCCCCGAUAUCCAGCAUGCCCAUGUUCUCUCGCCCGAUGAGGGCCAGCGGUUGGUCCCUCAAACCGGGGGCGACAUCGUCACUCUCGUUGGGGCUUGGGAUAGGCAGAAAGAGUUUAGGCUCAGCCAGGGCGGGAGCCUAUCGACCUCACCGUCGGGGCUUCCGGUAGACGACCCUGACUCAAGUGACAGGACGCCAAGCGGCUGGACGCUUGAUGUGGGCGGCAUCCCACUUGCCAUGUCGUGGGCCCCGUUGUCCCGGGAUGAUAUCCAGGUUCUUGCCGUGGCGACAAUACCCUUUUCCGAUCAGGAGGCAGUCCCCCGGGAUGGGUCGGAUGAAGACACGGCCGCAAAAAAGACCGGGUGCAUUCAGCUCUGGGAAUUCGUGCCCGAAAAGCGUCCUGGGCAGCUCGCCUCCCCAUCCGCACAGCCUCCGAGGUUACGGAGUGUCGAAUGCUUCGACUGGGGCCGUCCUAAACGCGUUGCGUUCUGCCCGAUCCCGCUAGACUCAUCCGGUAUUUAUGGGUUGCUGGCUCUUCUGAACGAUGACGGAAGCGCUCGCGUUAUUGACGCCAGGGUUGUUGGUGACGAGGACGCCCCCCUUUAUGAAUGGAUGGAAUCGCCCCUGGUGACUCUUGGCCUGACAGAAGACUACGACGUCAGCGUCACCUGCCUCACGUGGGUUAAUACGAACCGGAUUGCUCUAGGCCACUCCGACGGCUCCAUCACCCUGUGGUCCAUUUACCCGCGCCAGUUGUUGCAGCGCGUGGGCGCCCACACCACCUACGUUAUCGACAUCUGCUCGGCAUACCCGUCGAACCCCUACCUCGUCGCAUCCAUCCCUGUGGGCGGCUGCGCGACCCUCACGGACCUGUCCCAGCCGAGCUCCGAGGUCACUUACUUCCCGGUCCCAGCCAUCAGCUUCCAGCCAAACCUGCUCUGCUGGAACGAGUCAAUGCAGGGUUUUAUGGCGCUUUACCCGUCAUCGACCCCCAACACGACCAUUGCUUUCCUUCACCACCGCUACUUCUGCCAGGCACGCAGCAUCACCACGGGGCCGAACACCCUCACCUGCGUCUCCUCGGGGGCGACACAUCCCUUCGUCCUAGUCGGCUGCGCAGAUGGGUCAGUGUUCUCGUGCAACGCGCUGCAAAAGCUAUUCAAGCAGAAGGGCGAGCCCCUACGCAAGCUCAAGAUCUUUGAGCACGAGUACCGGCCCAUCGACCAGGGGGCACAGGGCAAGCCUGAUGGGCUGGCAACGGCGGGGCUGAGGGGUGCGGCGAGGAUUUUGCAGGGCUUCCUUCCAGAAGAAAACGACGAUCCUAGGACGGAGAAGCGGAAAGAGAUGGAUAGGAAGAAACGGGCGGCUAAAAAGAAAAAGGCCGGGAAGAAGAAGGCCGGAGCCGACGACGAGGCGGAAGACCGCGAGGCUGAGCUUGACGAGAAGCUCGCAUCCCGGGUGAUCAUCCACGAGCCACUGACACGGGUAACGACUAUCCUGUGGAAUCCCAACGUGCAGUUUAGCUGCUGGGCGGCGUGUGCCAUGGCCUCGGGCCUGGUCAAGGUCAUGGAUCUCGGGGUGGAGUAAUCCCCCUUAGAUGUUCUCGCAGCGAGGUCAGCAUGAUCAGCAAGCUACGUUGUUGGCUCAGUACCCAUUGCAGGCAUCGAACACGACCUCCGGGUCAGCGUAGGAAGUCUUGUACGUCUAUUCCUCUAUAAACCGGUAUUGUUUGCUAGCCAUUCAACACUGUGACCCGAGAACGCUGUGGUGGUGGUCAAACGCUUUGCUCAUGCCGUACACGUGUGAGGCGGCCGCCAGUAAAACACAAACGUGGAAGAUCUGGUGUGAGCU